Molecule: messenger RNA, 363 nt
Organism: Halteromyces radiatus
Lineage: Eukaryota; Fungi; Mucoromycota; Mucoromycetes; Mucorales; Cunninghamellaceae
Product: velvet factor
Exons: 3
Coding region: 1-363 (120 amino acids)
Source: RefSeq, a predicted model, not a curated record
AUGAGUGUUAAUUUAGCCAAUCCAACAUCAAAAGAAGAAAUAUAUCGACCUGAUCAUCCUGUACUUUCUGGUCAAACAGUAUCUUCUAUGUAUAAAUUGAAAGAUGUUACUGAUAAUGAUGGUGGUUUCUUUUGUUUUGGCGAUUUAUCAUCUAGAAUUGAAGGCGAAUAUAGGUUAAAAUUCACCUUAUUUGAAAUCAUAACUACUGGUGCAGUUAACCUGAUGCAUGUUUUCUCCAAUGUAUUCAAAGUCUACAAUUCAAAAACAAUGCCAAGACUAUUGGAUGCUACCUUUUUAUCAAGAUCUUUUUCUGACCAAGGUGUACGUAUUCGUAUCAGAAAAGAACAUCGUGUUCAAGUGUAA